GUAAUUUUAUACUAUUUGUCUCUAUCACAUACAACUUUAUUAUUUUUUAAUUCUUGUGGGAAUAAAAUUUCAAAGGCAGGAACGGGAAGUCCACCAAAAAGGUGUUAUUGUAAGGAAUCAAAACAUGUCACGUAAUCACUAAGAAUUAUAUUGUAAUUAUUUUUAAUCCAAUUCUUAUUAAUUACCUUUUUUUUAUUAAGGUCACUUGUACUUGUCUCUGUCUCUGCAAGUCUCAUCAGAAGAGGAAGAGAAUCAAUGGCGAGUUGCUUCAGCUACGUGUCUUCUCGUAACAAAUGUUACCAAUACAGCUUCUCUCGUGCUGGUCUCCGAUCAUCUACCUCCGAUCUUGGCGACGGCACCGUCUUCCACUGUUGGAUCCCACUUACUCACAUCCACACCAAGCCCACGCUCCUCCUCCUUCACGGGAUCGGAGCUAACGCUAUGUGGCAGUGGGACCGCUUCAUCGACCGUUUUAUCCCCCGCUUCAACGUCUACGUACCGGACCUCAUCUUCUUUGGCGACUCCUACACCACUCGUCCCGACCGCUCAGAGUCUUUCCAGGCGACUUGUGUCAUGAAGGCGAUGGAUGCUUACGGUGUUAGGACCAUGACCGUCGCUGGCCUCAGCUACGGUGGUUUUGUGGCCUACUCCUUGGCGGCGCAGUUUAAGGAGAGGGUAGAUCGAGUUGUGCUAAUAUGCGCCGGUGUUGCUCUGGAGGAGAAAGACUCGGAGGAUGGUAUGUUCAAAGUGAAGAGCCCGGAGGAAGCGGCGGCUGUUUUGUUUCCUCAGUCUCCUUCGAUGCUCCGGCGGCUUCUCCAGUUAUCUUUCUAUAAACCGCCGAUUUGGAUCCCUUCUUGCUUUGCCAUGGACUACAUUCAUGUAAUGUGUAAAGACUAUCUUCAAGAAAGGAAAGAACUUGUGGAAGCUCUGCAUAAGGGUAGAAGAUUCGCCAAUCUUCCAAAGAUAACACAGCCGACAUUGAUGAUAUGGGGAGAGGAAGAUCAAGUAUUUCCAGUUGAAUUAGCUCAUAGAUUGAAAAGAUAUUUAGGGGAAGACAGAGCACAAUUGGUGUUACUGAAGAAGACAGGACAUGCGAUUAAUGAAGAGAAACCAAAAGAGAUGUACAAACACAUGAAAUCUUUUCUUUGCACUGACGCAAUGAUUCCUCAGAAUCACCAGAUCAAUGCUAAGAGACUCAUGUUAGCAAACUUGAUAUCCCCAGAUCAGCAGAUCAACAAGUGAUGUUACUGCAGAAAAAAAAAAAGUGUUGUUAGAAGACAUAAUAGUUAAUCAUGUUUUUAGCUUGUCCCUAAAUGUGAUUUGUAUCGUUAUUGUUAAAGAAAGACAUUGCUUCUAAUAGUUGGAAUUAAGAAUACUUUUAUUUCAAGAAAGUAAUAAUCAUGUUCUUGAAGCUUGCCUUUUCUUUCUCAUAAGGUUGUCAAUUUUAUUU
Molecule: messenger RNA, 1450 nt
Organism: Arabidopsis thaliana (thale cress)
Lineage: Eukaryota; Viridiplantae; Streptophyta; Magnoliopsida; Brassicales; Brassicaceae
Product: alpha/beta-Hydrolases superfamily protein
Exons: 4
Coding region: 256-1242 (328 amino acids)
Molecular function (GO): catalytic activity
Source: RefSeq, marked reviewed